Molecule: messenger RNA, 426 nt
Organism: Metopolophium dirhodum (rose-grain aphid)
Lineage: Eukaryota; Metazoa; Arthropoda; Insecta; Hemiptera; Aphididae
Product: protein FAM200A-like
Exons: 1
Coding region: 1-426 (141 amino acids)
Source: RefSeq, a predicted model, not a curated record
AUGUUGGGCAUUCAUUCUGGUUUCCAAACAUUAAUGAAAGAAGUUGCUUCAUUUGCAUUAUUUAAUCACUGCAUUAUACACCGUUAUGCUUUGGCAAUGAAAACUCUUCCACCUGAUUUAAUGGACACAUUUACUCGUGUAGUGAAAAUUGUUAACUACAUCCGAAGCAGUGCGACAAAUACAAGAAUUUUUAAGGACUUAUGUAAUGAACUGGGAGGAAAAUUCGACGUCUUGUUGUUCCACACAGAGGUACGUUGGUUGUCGAGAGGCAAGGUGUUGCACCGAGUGCUUGAGCUCCGAGAAGAAAUUGCUUUAUUUCUAGAAAGGAGAAAAUCAGGGAAGGUAAAGGAGAAAGAGUUUCACGCUCAAAUAACAGAUAAUGUAUUUAUUUCUAAACUGGCAUAUCUUGCGGAUUUCUUCGGAUAA